GCUUGGGCUGGCUUGGGACGGGGGUGCCGCUGCUCCGCUUCCCUAAGCCGAGUUUCUGGCCUGCCUCUCCGGUGCCGUGUGCUUGCGCGCUCUCAGGGUCGCCCCGCGGCGCCUGCACUAACUGCGGCCAAAGGCCUGGUUUGGCGCGCACUGACGGGAGGGGCCUUGGGCUUCCCGCUCGCGCGACGCGCGCCCCUACAGGCAUGCGCCUUAGCGUGGUCUCCGCAGUCUAGGGGCGGAGCCAGAGGCGAGCCUAACCGAGAUGCCUUCCUCGCUUUCCUUCUCUUCAGGCCUGCUCUACGUGCAGCUUGGAAGGAGGGUGCGAGCCCCGCUGCCCACAAGGACCCCCCGGCCAGGACCUGCAGUGGCUGCUCUUGAGCUGCGCACUGCCCUCGGUCCCCUCCGCGGUCAAGCUGGAGGUAGAGCUGUCGCCGAAGCUACCCGGGGCCCUGCCUGAGCUGUACGUCCCCGCCAAGAUCUCCUUCCACAAGAUGCUAUACGAGAGCGCGCUGCCGGACAGCUGCUGCCAGACCUGGGUCACCAUCGGCCUGCUGAGGGCCCCCCACUCCCAAGCCUUGCCCAUCAUCCUGGGAAGCAGCGGGGGCGGACUUCUGCUCUUGGCUGGGAUCGUUGCUCUUCUUUGGAAGUGUGGCUUUUUCAAGAGGAAAUACCAGGCCGUCAACUUGGACAACAGGAGGAAAUCCCAGAACUCUGAAAGGCUGCUCCAAGCGGAGAACUAGGCCCCUGCCGCACGCCUCCCCGCCUCAGCAGAUCCUGGAAAUGCCUCACACUCCGAGCUUCUGUUUGUUUGCUUGAUGAUGUCCGUAAGAUGGAACCUCCCAUCAAAUACCUGGGCUUCGGCCCGCCCAGCAAGGACCCGAACACGAUUACAAAAUACUUUUCAUACAAAUAAAGUUACAUCCAAAAAUA
Messenger RNA from Gracilinanus agilis (Agile Gracile Mouse Opossum), 930 nucleotides. Its product is annotated as integrin alpha-E-like. NCBI's taxonomy places the organism in Eukaryota, Metazoa, Chordata, Mammalia, Didelphimorphia, Didelphidae. The coding region runs from base 492 to 740 and encodes 82 amino acids. The record is from RefSeq and is a predicted model, not a curated record. The transcript has 5 exons.